Macrosteles quadrilineatus (aster leafhopper) is the source of this 6935-nucleotide messenger RNA. RefSeq names its product breast cancer anti-estrogen resistance protein 3 homolog. The coding region runs from base 256 to 3093 and encodes 945 amino acids. The record is from RefSeq and is a predicted model, not a curated record. NCBI's taxonomy places the organism in Eukaryota, Metazoa, Arthropoda, Insecta, Hemiptera, Cicadellidae. Gene Ontology annotation, biological process: small GTPase-mediated signal transduction; positive regulation of peptidyl-serine phosphorylation. The transcript is spliced from 12 exons. Gene Ontology annotation, molecular function: guanyl-nucleotide exchange factor activity; phosphotyrosine residue binding.
GUGAUAGUGUGCGUUUGUGCGCAAAUUUCACAAUCGUCACUAACAUUCUAUUGUGUAAUUCUCAAGAAUUACAAGGCGCGGAAGGUGGUUUACUCGAAGAAUUCAGUGAACAGUGAGAGUGGAAUACAAAACAGCUGUGUACGGUAGCUCGACAAUGACCUUGAGCAGCCUUGAAGGUCACUCGGUCUGCAGAGGUGGCUAGUGAUAGUGAUAGUGAGGUCAUCGUUUGUGAUAGUGACGUAGCAAGAGUCAGCCAUGGGAAAGAGCAGCAGCAAACUCAAAAAGAAGGAUCGGACUCAAAGUAUCGCAUGGAGUUUCCGCUUCCCAUCGCUGAUAUCGCUGUCUCGUCGCAAGAUGCCGGUGACUGGGCCUCACCUAGACAUUGUCCAAUGGCUGACCAUCCUGGACCUCACCCAGUACAGCCACCAAUUUGAGAGGUUCAGCGGCGUCGAGGAGCUCCUGAGAUUCUCCGAGGCAGACAUCAAGGAUCUGGGAGUCAAGAACUCUUCCCACAGAGCUAGGAUGGUCUCCAGUCUUGUGGCUCUCAGAACCAAAUAUGAGAAAGGGACCCGCAAGAAAGACAAGCCUGAACGGCACAGCGUCGCCGUGGACACGGGGAGACUUGUGAACCAAGGAGGAGAGUCUGACAUUUUGGUGGUCAGCAACGUCAUUCAGAGCAAAAGCUUAUGCAACAUCAUAAUGGAGGCGACGCCAGACCCCACAGCAGAUCCGGUGCAGCUCAAGAAGGCCUUGGAGUGGGAGCUGUCUCUAGACACACGAGAUUUGCGAUCACACGCUUGGUAUCACGGAGCCAUCCCUCGCACACGUGCCGACGAGAUUCUGCAGGAAAACGGAGACUUUCUGGUGCGAGACUGUACGUCCCAGCCGGGCAACUAUGUGUUGAGUUGCCGCAGUAAAGGACAGGGUCUGCACUUUGUUAUCAACAAGGUUGUGAUUCAGCCAGACACAGUUUACGAGCGUGUGCAAUACCAGUUUGAAGAUGAUGCGUUUGACACUGUACCUGACCUCAUCACCUACUACGUGGGUAGCGGAAAGCCUAUCUCUACUGCCUCUGGUGCUCGUAUUACAGCGCCUCGCAACCGACUCUAUCCCCUCUCCUUCUACGCCACCAAAUACGCUCUUCAUCACCAGAUGGGCGGAGGGACUCCAGCAAUAUCACCUAUCGCCUCCUCUCCUCUAGCUUCCGGUGGAACGUUGCGCUUCAACACCUACAACAGUUACCGGAGUCCUGUCCAUUCACCUCCUCGAACAAAACGUGAAAUACCUCCUAGAUUACCCAGCAAAAAACAAAGAAGUCAUUCGCUGACCCCUUCAGAAAUGAAUGGAAGAGGACUUUCCUUGAGUACUCACGGAUCAAUUGACGAGAGGAGCAAUAGUGCAGACGGAGUUAUUUUAGACUCUCCGAUGACCAGGUCUUGUCAAGAACCUUCUACUAAUGGCAAGUUUUCUACACAUUCCUUACCUAGGGCAGCCGGGCUGAAUUCCUCAAAGACCUCAGUUAUAACUCCCGGAACUGCGACUGUACCAAGAAAUUCUAAAAUCGUCAGAGUUACCAGUGAUCCCGCUCUAAGUCCUUGUUUAGAAAGGAGAAGGUUUGAGUGUCCUGAUUCCAAACACGAAGACGGAUCAGAAAGCCAUCCUCCUCCAAAACCAAGUAGACUUCCAUCAGUUUUAAGGUCUGAAAGCAAUCCUCUCGAUUGUGAUAUCGAUGAUACGAGGCAAAGCACAACAACCCUCACAGAUAUUCCUUAUCCCAUCAAUAGUCAUGGAACAUUCCAAAGAGUGGUGUCAUACCACGCUUCUGGCAGUGACUCUGGAAACGGAUCCGGAGAUUCGGCUCAAAGCUCGGCUGCCGGAGACGCUUCAGAAUCCACCACCCCUUGCUCGACGCUUCCGCAGAGGCCAAGCGGAGUUGUAAUCAAAAACCCAAGAUAUAUCCACUCUCAAGGUUUAACUUCUUCCUGUUCCUCAACAACUCUAAAAGCCUUUGAGUACGACUCGGCUGUAGAAGAUUCCCUGGCCUUGGAGGCAGUUAAUGUAGAGUUUCCGACGUUUUUCGAUCUUGAAAACUUCCAAACACUUCUUCUUCCUACAUCUGAGAACAAACCGCUGGAUGCGACUGCACUGCAGGGUAUCAGAAUGAUGUUGCAGGAGACAGGAUCUCGUAUCCUUGCUAACCAUCUGACCAGGAUGGACCUUGAGUUGACUGUGGGUUCAGACUCUUGUAGACCCUGGGAGGGUGAGACAGGUGUCGGAGUCAAAUCUGGAAUAGAAAUGGCUGCGUUGCCCAUUGGCAGUCAGAUACGACUAGACAUCAUUGAAAGGACACAGUGUCUGAAGCUGCUAGUGGCUGUGACAAUCCUCACUUGCUCGACGGAGGGAGAAAGAGCCGAGACACUCAACAAGUGGAUACAAGUGGCUGUGGAUACCAAGACUGCGCUCGGAAACUUGUUCGGCUUCGCCAGCAUCAUGCUCGGCCUGUGUAUGCCCCAGAUACAAAGGCUGACAGUAACUUGGCACGUACUGCGGCAGAAAUUCACAGAUUCAGCGUUCAACUUUGAGGCCAAACUCCGGCCAACGUUAAAGAGCAUGAACGAGUGUACCAACCCUCAAGCCCCAAACACCACAAUUCCCCAUCUUCUCCCAUGCGUUUUGCUGCAGGAGAGAAGUUUAGAAGACAUAAUGGGUCAAAGCAGCAAGCCCAUCACUAGUUUGGAGACGAGCAUUUUGAGUUCCUGGGAGUCUUCAACAUCGGACUUUGGCCUCGGGACUUUAUUUGCUCAUCUAGAACUGUCUCGGAAGUUCGGUGACUCUUUGCCCUCCUUUAGACGAAAUGCUGAGAUAGUCUUAGGAGACUCAAAGGUGGACGAUUUACUCCUAGACAUGUUCCGGACGGAGUUCCACCUCAAGUUCCUGUGGGGAUCGCGCGGUGCGACGGUGGCAGCGGCUGAUCGACACUCCAAGUUUGAGCAAGUUCUCAGCGUCAUGAGUGAGAAGUGUGAACCGUCUGUCGAUCAGGUUUCAUCACAACCUGCGCCAGCGUACAGUCCUGCCAUCGGCACAAGCGUCUAAACCAACCUGCAAAUUCUUGACAGUCCGAAAAAUCAUCAAAAAUUAUUUUCACAAUGUAAAUGAACUCAUGUAAGCCUCUGUUCUAAAAUCCUAAAGUACUAAAAUUUGUAUAUAAAAAAAAAUUCUUUUAUUUGUUAGACAUCAGUAUCUAUAGCCUACCUCCUAAGAUAUUAAAAAUUUACAACCAUUUUCAGCGGGUGUAACAAGAUCAAAUUUAUUCAAUAUGACGAUUGCUGAUAAAAACCAUUUAUCCAUUUAUAUGUUCCAAAACUCAGAAUUAUCCACCAAGGAAAUAUUUAUUCUCUUUUGUUUGUAUUUAGUCUUUAUUGUAGGGAAAAUACAAGCAAAAUCAGGUGUGAUUAUUUGUUGGUAUUUCUGUAUUCUGUUUUAUUUAUUUCAGCUUAACUUAACCAAUCAAUAGUUUUAUUAAUGCUUAUGAAGUUAAACGGGCUGAAGCCCGUGGGUAACAGCUAGUUUAAAUAUAUAUAUUCCAAAUCCAAAUACAAAUUGCCCACUAAUUUGCUGCAAGAUUAUUUACAAAUAGUUUUUGAAGUGUCGGACUGUCAAGAUUCUAUUCUAGAUCAUUCUUAGAUGGUGCUAUCAUAAUGGUUGUUAACAUUUUUGUAAACCUUGGUGGAAAUGAAAGGUACUAAAAUGUGCAUUUUAAAAGCUGAACUCCAAAAAUAAUAAAUUUAUAGUUUUAAAUAUUUUUUUAAGGAUUUAAUUUCCUCUAAAGGUAAUUAAUAUAGUCCUAUAAAGGCACAAUACUAAUGACUUUUCAACCAAUGUCUACGAAGAACAUGUCUUAAAUAAAAAGUAGAAUUUAUUGAAUAUCUAAAAUAAUAAUUAUUUAUACAUCAAAAAACUUUGAACCAUAGGUAAGUUUAUAAAAAUCAUUACAAAAUUAAAAUGUGUUAUCAUGAUCACCAAUUCGAAAAAUUGCUAGUUAAGAUUAUUUAAGUAAUCCCUUUUUAAAGCUUUUGAUUUUCAUAGAAAGCAUAUUGCAGUUUUUUGUUGAAAUUGAGUAUUAUAUUUAGUUACCUUUUGCAGAAUAGUUAUUUGAGCUUUAUUUUUAUUUUUAAUUAUAUUUUUAUACGUGCGGUUGACUCUCUGAAAUCUGGACUUGAGUGAUAGAAGGUUGAUCCAAAUUUUUAAAAAUCAGCUUAUUCAGGAAUCAAGUUAAAGCUUUGUUUUUAGAGCGGCAUUUAGUAAGAUACUAUUUUUGCCCCAUUGUACUGAAAAGGUAUUACAGUAGUUGAACAUUUGCUCAACAAUUUUUGAUUCAGUAAAUUUUAGUACUGUAAUAAAUAUGAUGGACUACUAUAACCUCAAAUCACAAAAAAAAAAUCAGAAAUCAAAAGUGCCCAACCCACAAAAAUCAACUUUCAGAUUUUUUACUUUAAUAAACUUGCAAAUUAAAUAUUCCAUUUCAUCAGUCCAGAUUUUCUGAGAACGGAUUUUGGGGAGUCUAUCGUAUUUAAUUUUUGUGAUAUGUUAGAUUUAAUUAGUUUAUGUUUUAGAAGCAAUGUAAUUUAUUGAAUGUUUUAAACACUAUUUUCUCAUUUUAAUUUUUGACCAACAGUAUACUUCCUUUCAUGUUUUUCACUGGUAAUGAAUUGGAAAAGACAAUUUCAAUGUAUCAAAAUGUAACAAGACUGACCUUUGAACAGGAUAGUGGCAUGGAAAACCAGUUGUAUGUAGAAUAGAUGUACAUUCCCGAUUGUAAAAUAUGUAUAAAUACCGUGAGACGUGUAAAUAAAAGUGAAUCACUCGAUGUACUUAAUAUUGAACAGCAUUAUUAUUUAACUGUAGGACUUGUGAAACAUUCAGAGCAUUUCUAAACCUAAUAUAUUAACCAUUAAACUGUAGUUUUGUAGUUAAAGAGGACGGGAGAGACUGAAGUUUAUUGUAGAAUGUUUGCAAAACUGUGAUUAUGUUUGUUGUUAUAUUUGCAAUUUUGUAUGUUUUCGAUAGGAAUAUUUUCCUACUUUCUCAAAAUAUAUGUAUACUGUAUGAGUUGUUCAAGAUGUUUAGAUGGUUUUAAAUUUUGGCACAAAAAUAUGCUCAGAAGCAGUUUUGAAUGUUUUAUUAUUGUUUUUACUUCAAACUCUAUUUUUCAUAGUACCGUACUUCUAUGAUGCUUUUAUCAAGAGUAGUUGUAAAACUCAAAAUUCUAGUUAGGUACUAAUAUUGAUAACAAUAAGGAUCAUAAGUCCAGUCAAACACGCUAUUAUUUGUGUAACGUUUUAUUUAACUGUUUUUGUUUAGCAAAAACCUUAUGACCUCAGUCAUUUUUGGCGGGUCAACGUUAUAUAAGGUUAUAUAAUGGGUACAAGGGAAACAAUUUUAAAAACUAGCAGAUACGGCCAUCAUUUGAUCUUGAUCACUAGUUGAUGAAGUUUUAUUAAAAAACUCAAAACAUUACUGUCAUCAAGUGUUUAAUUAUGGGAGUGGUUAUGUUUGUGACAUGGAAACUGUUUUUAGCAAUUAAUGAUCCUUAUGACUCUUACAUUGAAUGUUUUAAUACAGAAUAGAUUACGUUUAGAAUUUCAGUGACUACAGGUUACUUUAAACUAUUACCAGUUGGUUUACCUAUGAUUUGCAAUGGAAAGGGGAUGUGAAAGAGAAUGUGGUGCUUAAUAAAUCCACUGUAGAAAACAAUAACACAACCAUCCAUACGAUAGAAAAUAAAUGGUAUAAGCAAAGUGACAUAUACUUUCUCCCAUUAGCUUGCCUAAAACCCUUACAUUAUCAAGUGGUGGGAGUAAACAAUGGUAUUGUAGAGGUGAAAUCACAAAGGUUGCAAUAAACUUUUAUCCAUCAUUUUUCAGUAUUGGGGGUUGUACUAUGUUGUAGGUUGUAGUGAGUUACAAGACCUGAAAAUUCUAAAUAUUAAACAAAAUCGGUCAAGCCGUCAUUUUAAAAAUCCAAUUUUUCCGUCUUUUUACAAGUUUUUAUGGUCAAAUAAAUUGCAAUACGGUAACUUUUUCAUGUAGAACAAAUGGAUACACGGAAACAACAAGUUUGCCAUAGAUUAAUCAUGUCAUAGAUAAAAGGAGUAUAAUCAUGCUUUGUCAAUUUUUCAGAUUCCCAUAUCUUAAUAUCAUGUUCUCGUUCUUCCAUAGAUGUAAGUCGCUCAGUCGGGGAACAAUUUGCAUAUUUUUGUGCCAGUAGCGUAGUUAGCUCGCACGUUGACGUGUUAUGGGUGUCCAGUAUUUUAACGUGUACCUUUAUAACUAAGCUAUAUCUGUAUUAUGUUCAGACCCCCAUCGCAAUACUGCUUUAAAAUACAAUACUGUAUGUGUAAUCACUGCCAAAUUUGUAUGGAUUUGGCUUUACAGUUUUAUACUCUAACCCCUGAUAAAGAAAAAAUCUAAUACAAAUUUUAAAAUAUUUUAUAUUUAUUUGUAGAAAAAUGUAAAGAGUUUAAUUUAAAAGGACAAUAAUGGUUUGUCAAGAACUUGAAUUAUAUUAAUUACCUCUUUUUUGCCUGCGCUCUUGAGCUAGUAGUUCCUAUUGCAUACAAACUAAUAGCUCAAGAACAUAGGCAACAAAAUUAAUUGUGAGCAAAUUAUUAAAAAAAGUACAAAGAUAAAAUAAAAAUAAUUUUACCAAACAUUUAAAUAUGAAUUUAAACUCUGUGGUACCGUAGUUAAAAUUCAAUUUUUUUUUAAACGAGGAAUGUAGUUCAGACAAACUCUUGAUUAUAAAGUAAAACUUUAUACAACAAACUAAACUGUAGACAAACAUUAACCCUACCUAGAAUUAACAAGUUCACUGCCGCUUUGAGUGACUUAACCAGUGACAAACAUCAACUGAAUAAACAGAAACAUACAACAGUC